Molecule: messenger RNA, 1201 nt
Organism: Eupeodes corollae
Lineage: Eukaryota; Metazoa; Arthropoda; Insecta; Diptera; Syrphidae
Exons: 2
Coding region: 150-833 (227 amino acids)
Source: RefSeq, a predicted model, not a curated record
UCGUUAAGCGUUUUACGGGACGUGAUUGGAAUUAAUUCCCACCCUAUCGAAGUAUAAAAAAGAUUGUCAACUUUAUGAGGCAACUCAGUCUGAUAAGUGAACUCGAUAUCAAUCAAACAUCAAGUCGAAAAUACUCGUAGUUGUGAAAUAUGAAAACGGUCGCGAUAAUUUUGUUGGUGAGCCUCUCGGCUGUGAUGGCAAAACCCACUUUACAUAAGUUAAAAGGUUUAAUCAAUGGUGGUUUGGGACUAACCCUUUCGAAGCACAUUGGAUUUGGAGGUGGUGGCGGAUAUGAAAGCGGAUAUGCCUCUGGUUAUCGUGGAGGAUACAGUGGAGGAUACAGCGGAGGCAACUACGGAGGUGGUGGUGGUGGAUAUUCAGGUCCACAAACAGUGCAAAUUCACACCGUUGAACAAGUUCCGGUUCAUACGAUAAAGACUGUCCCAGUGCACACCUACAAAACUGUUCCCGUUUAUAGCAGUGGUGGAUAUGGUGGUCAUCAGGGUGGUUAUGGCGGUGAGAGUGGAUACGUAGGCCAAGGUGGAUACAGUGGGCAAGGUGGAUAUGGGGGACAUGGAAAUCAAGGAGGUUAUUCCGCCCCAGGUGGAUAUUCAAGUGGGGGUGGUUUCGGUGGAGGCACUGCAACGGCGAAUGCAAAUGCUGUAAGUUCUGCGAAUUCUGGAUAUGGAAAUGGUGGAAAUUUAGGCUACUCAAAUAAUGGUGGAGGAGGUUGUUGUAACAAUAAUCUCGGAGGUGGUGGUUAUAGCCAACAUGGAAGUUACUCAAAUGCACAAGCUUCAGCGUCAAGUAGUGCACGUUCUGGGUCGUGGUAGAAAAUGUUUUUUAAGUUCAGCAUUAAGUGAUGUAAUUUUCAAGUCAAUUAAAAAACGAAAAACUGUAUUUUUUAGUUUACAUAUCCAAAGAUCCAAAAGUAAAAGUAGGUAAAGUUUUUCAUCAUUUUUCGAUCAUACUUUUAAUUGAAAGUUAGGAUUUUGCAAAAACAAUGAACAUUUUAUUUUAAGUGAGUUUGACUUUUGAUUCCAUAAUAUUAACAGGCAUUUAGAAGCAUUGUGACCUUACUGAUCUUUAACUUUUUUUUUAGCGCAAGAUAAAAUAUCUUAAGAUAAAGUGAUUGUGCACUCCAAUAUUUUGUAAAUAAAAAUAAAUUUUAUGUUUGCAAUAAAAUACACUUUUCGCUUGA